Molecule: messenger RNA, 1112 nt
Organism: Cyprinus carpio (common carp)
Lineage: Eukaryota; Metazoa; Chordata; Actinopteri; Cypriniformes; Cyprinidae
Product: uromodulin
Exons: 6
Coding region: 61-984 (307 amino acids)
Biological process (GO): neutrophil migration
Cellular component (GO): apical plasma membrane; cell surface
Source: RefSeq, a predicted model, not a curated record
UUUGGAUGUUUUUAUUCUCCCUCAGAUUUCUCAGAAACCUGUGAAAGCAGCUCUGGCUCCAUGUCUGUGUCUCGCUGUCAGCUCUUUGAGGCUGGUUUUUCAGCUGAUGUCUUACACCUCAAUGAUCCCAACUGCAAAGGAACAGUCAGGAAUGGCAGAGUAAAAUUCCAUUUUGAUAACAAUGAACACAUCUGUGGAACAAAUCUUCUGGCCAACGGCACCCACUUCAUCUAUAGUAACUUUAUUCUGGGGACACCGAGGUCAGAAGGUCUCAUCAGCAGAGAGAAAAUCCUCAAGCUUCCUUUCAGCUGUGUUUAUCCUCAAACACAAACACUUUCCAUGAAUGUGGAAAUCAACCCACUGGAGAGCAUUGUGCACAGGACUCUUCCCGCUGGAGAAGGCAGAUAUCAGGUGCGGAUGAUUCCAUAUGAGGAUGAUGAGUUUACUCGGCCCUUCACUGGUAGAGUGGAUGCAGAGCUCGACCAGAAGAUGAAUGUGGAAGUUCGUGUCGAGGGGGUUGACAGCCGUCAGUUUGCUCUGGUGAUGGACACGUGUUGGGCUACACCUGUGAAUGAUCCUGACUACAGUCUCCGCUGGGAUCUUAUCAUCACAGAGUGCCCCAAUCCAAAUGAUGACACAGUGGAGCUGCUGCAGAACGGCGUCUCGACAUCCAGCCGUUUCUCCUUCAGGAUGUUCAUCUUCACUGCAAACUCCACUAAGCUUUACCUGCACUGCACUGUUCACCUGUGCCUUCUUUCAAGCAAUCGCUGCUCAACGGACUGUAACUCUGGACACCAGCGGAGAGAGCGCAGGUCUCUGGACUUCCAUGACAGUGCUUCCAUAUCCCUGGGUCCUCUGAUGUUGUCUGAAGGCAACACAGAUAAGUGGGUCCAAGGGCAAGUGAAGGCAUCUGAGGCUUCUUCUCUGUGUGCUUCUCUGAUGCUGUUACUUGUUCCUCUGAUGAGUGUCUUGACCCUCUUUUAGUAUUUUCUACAAGAAACAUGUAGCGUUUUACAUGCAUAUUGUCCUGUACCAUGUUAAUGAAUGUGGCCACACUGGUUGUGGGUUUCUAAAAGUUUAAUAGAAUUUUGUGUGGCCUUUGUUUGUUUAUU